CUUUCCAUAAGAGUCUAGUCGAAAAUCUCUAUAUCUUGCCCUCACUGAACUUUUUCUUCUUUCACAACAGCUACUGCCCAAGGGAGUCGCCGCUUGGGGAUUUGCGGCUUAUUGAACUGGACAUCCAUUCUAUUCUUGUAUUAGGCUGCUGCUCUGCUCUGGAGUUUGGAUAACUGAAAGUAAUUGGUUUUGAAGGAAGAGAGAAUGAGUGAACUUCUUUUUGAUGAUAUUUUCAUGGUUGAGACUCUAGAUCCAGAUGGCAAAAAGUAUGACAAGGUUUCUCGGAUUGUGGCACGGAGUGAGAAGCGUGACAUGUACAUGCUUCUAGAUGUAAAUACAGAGAUUUAUCCUAUGAAGGAAAAAGAAAGAUUCUUGAUGGCUUUGUCUCCUUCACUUGUUUUGAAUACUAAGGAGGGCAAGGUGUCAAUUCAAGACAAGUUUGAAUACAUCAUGCAUGGAAGGCUGUAUAACAUUGAGGGAUGUUCAAAACCUGAGUUUGAAGUGGAGGUAUAUGCAUCAUUUGGAGGGCUUCAGUUGAUGCUGAGAGGACAUGCUUCUCAUUGUGUUAAGUUUGCAGUCGAUCAGAACUUGUUCUUACUAAUAAGGAAGAUUGGAAGUUGAAACUGAUGGUGGUGUGGCCUGAAAAAGAAAGGCACCCUAACAUUAUGUUUUUACUGUAUUAUUUUUUAUAUUGGAUAAGUAAUUUGCAUGAA
Messenger RNA from Vigna umbellata (rice bean), 713 nucleotides. RefSeq names its product DNA-directed RNA polymerases II, IV and V subunit 8B-like. Gene Ontology annotation, biological process: DNA-templated transcription. The record is from RefSeq and is a predicted model, not a curated record. Gene Ontology annotation, cellular component: RNA polymerase II, core complex; RNA polymerase I complex; RNA polymerase III complex. NCBI's taxonomy places the organism in Eukaryota, Viridiplantae, Streptophyta, Magnoliopsida, Fabales, Fabaceae.